Molecule: messenger RNA, 1581 nt
Organism: Castor canadensis (American beaver)
Lineage: Eukaryota; Metazoa; Chordata; Mammalia; Rodentia; Castoridae
Source: RefSeq, a predicted model, not a curated record
AAAAAUCUCCAUAGCUUCUCGGGACCCAAAAUGACCACUCUUACCCCACUGCCUGUGACACGUACAAAGCUUGCGGUCUUAGCCAGACAGAAGCUGCCCUGCUCUUCAGGGACAACUUCAAGGUCUCAAUUGAUCAAAGAAAAAGAUGACAUAGAUCAUUACCUGGAGGUGAAUUUCAAAGGAUUGUCAAAAGAGGAGAUUGCCGCUUAUAGGAACUCAUACAAGAAGAACAUCUGUGUGGACAUGCUGCGAGAUGGCUACCACAAGUCCUUCACGGAGCUCUUCAGCCUAAUGGAGCAUUGGGAGGUCCUGAAGGAGACGGCCAGGAGGAGGUCCAUCUUCUGGCUGCAGAGGCCCCUGGAGGAGCAGCCGGACACCCUGGAUUACUUCUAUUACCACCUGACCAGGGCCGAGGCUGCAGAGAGGAAAGGAUACUUUGAAGAUGUAUACAGUAACUUGUAUGCCCUGGCCUGUUACUUCACUAAGUCUGAAGACAAGUGGGUCAGGAACCAUUUCUAUGAACGGUGCUUUAAGAUUGCACAGCUGAUCAAAAUUGACGGUGGGAAGAAAGAAGCUGAGGCGGAGGCGCACAUGGGCCUGCUCUACGAGGAGGAUGGUCAGCUAGCAGAGGCAGCAGAGCAUUAUGAAGCCUUUCAUCAAUUGACACAGGGCCGGAUAUGGAAGGAUGAGACAGGUCGCUCUCUCAACUUGCUGGCCUGCGAAAGUCUCCUGAGGACCUACAGAUUACUCUCAGACAAAAUGCUGGAGAACAAAGAAUACAAACAGGCCAUCAAAAUUCUAAUAAAAGCUUCUGAAAUAGCCAAAGAAGGAAAUGACAGAAAGAUGGAAGGAGAAGCCUCUUAUUACUUGGGCCUAGCCCACUUGUCUGCUGGAGACCAUGAAACAGCAUUAACAGCCUUGAACACUUACAGUCAAAUCUCUGCAGACCUGGAUGAUGAUCUGAGCCUGGGGAGAGCCUAUGAGGCAAUAGCCAAGGUCCUGCAGAGCCAAGGAGAGACAAUAGAGGCAAUUAAAUACUUGGAAAAAGUAGUAAAAAUUGCAAGAAAUAACUUUCAAAGCCUGGAUAUUGUGAGAGCAAGUACAAUGCUUGGUGACAUCUAUAAUGAAAAAGGGGAAUACAACAAAGCUUCUGAAUACUUUCAGCAGGCUUUUGACACAAUAGUAGACGUAAUGAACGUGCCUCUGAUGGAGGAAACAAAGGUUCAUUAUGGCAUAGCCAGAGCUCACCAGAUGAUGCUCACCAUCAACAAUUACAUAGAAUCUGCGGAUCUCAACAGCCUGGACUGCCUGCUGUCAUGGAAGGAGAGAAGACGUCAACUUGAACUCGAUCCGGUGCUAGGUAAGGCUUCAGUGUUUGAAAACACUUUGUUUCUGUAUCAUUCUUCAUGGAGGCUUCAGGAACCGUUGCUAGAGGAGGUACAAGUUACAAGUACCUAUGAGUACCUGGUUCUUCCUCACACAUUCUCUACCCCUUCCGACUGUCAGGGUUCUGUGACCAGUCAGCCAGUGGGCCAUAAGCCGAAGUCACUGCUGGGCUCCAGCCCCAGCCAGCCCACCUGA